Molecule: messenger RNA, 832 nt
Organism: Paramuricea clavata
Lineage: Eukaryota; Metazoa; Cnidaria; Anthozoa; Malacalcyonacea; Plexauridae
Source: the annotation of a GenBank genome assembly
AAGAAAAACAUCAACCACACCCUUGACAGCACCACUAAGUAUCAACAUCCCCUCAAGUCAGCUGUUGUCAUCAGAACGUGUUUCACCUGUCCUCAGUGAGAUAUUGGUGUACCCAUCAGCAAGUGAUAACUCGAACAAGCCUAAAAAUAAUAAAGUGAAACUCCCUAAUUUUAUGACAAGUGAAAGCUCAAUGAAAAUCUUACAAGAUCAGAAAUUAAAAAAGGCCAGGGAACUUGCUGAGAAACAGAAGCGAUUGCGAGAAAGAGAAGAAAAGAGAGAAGCAAAAAAGAAAAAUGACAAUGAAAGGGAAAAGGAGAGAGAGGCAAGGAAGAAAGAGAGAGAGAAAAUGAAAAAUGAGAAAGGGGAAAAGAAGGCCAGGAGAGCAAGAAAAGGAAAGCCGAAGAAAAGGCAAAGAAUUAAUACUGGAGGGGGUGACAUUAGCCUGGCAGUUAAAAUACUACAGGUAUUAUAUCAGCAUAUAUUAAGGAUCCUUAUGUACUUUAAUUUACAUUUUCCUUCUAGAUAGAAUGGCUAAAAUUGUGAUUGAAAAUGCUGUUAUAAAAGGAUACCAUGUAUUCCAGAUUCGGCCUCCCCUCAAUUUAUCUCUUCCUGUUACAAAGGAAUAUGGCAACAAGCAUGAUCCAAGCGCAUGCUUAGUGUGGGUGCCUGAGCUGCAUUUUAUACCAGAAGCAGUCUGGUAUACAGUUACAGAUGCAAAACGGGGUGAAACUGUUCAAACAAUAGCUGGCCUUCCCAUUGGACGAAUACCUUGGGGUUUAUCCAAGUGCUUCUCAGAGCUAUUAAGUUCCUCUGACACCAUUGCAAUUGACUG